This is a messenger RNA of Mytilinidion resinicola, 1509 nucleotides long. RefSeq lists its product as uncharacterized. NCBI's taxonomy places the organism in Eukaryota, Fungi, Ascomycota, Dothideomycetes, Mytilinidiales, Mytilinidiaceae. Bases 41 to 1177 code for a protein of 378 amino acids. Gene Ontology annotation, molecular function: iron-sulfur cluster binding; catalytic activity. The record is from RefSeq and is a predicted model, not a curated record. The transcript is spliced from 2 exons.
UCAUCCAACACCACGCCAUGACGCUUCCCGCUUGCCAGCCAUGUCCAAGACACUGCAGGCCGCCCUCCUGAGCCGGAUCCCUCUUAGACCGACACUCAUCGACGCGACUCGUCCGUACUCCCAGCUCCGAAAGCUCCACCUUGCCCCACCUUACCUCCUCGACGACUACAUCCCCCGCUACCAUCUGAUAUCUGCAGCUGAUGCUGCGCGGAAAAGGUCGCAGGCGUAUGCACAUCUGCGUGAGUGCAAUCUCUGUCCGAGACUAUGCGGCGUAAAUAGGUACGAGAAGACGGGGACCUGUCUCAUCGGCGCGGAGACGGUCAAGGUGAACACCAUUGCGCCGCACUUUGGAGAGGAGCCGUGUCUCCAAGGCCACAACGGUAGCGGCAGCGUCUUCUUCAGCGGCUGCAACCUCCGCUGCGUCUUUUGCCAGAACUACGAUAUUGCUCACCAGCGCAAUGGCUUCGAUCUCACCCCCGAAGAACUCGCGCAAUGGUAUAUGAAGCUGCAGGAUGUAGGGCAUGUGCAUAAUAUCAACCUUGUGACGCCAGAGCACGUCGUCCCGCAGGUCGCGUUAUCCAUCCUCCACGCGCGAGAGCUUGGCUUGCAAUUACCGAUCGUCUACAAUACCUCCAGCUUUGAUAGUUUGGAGAGCUUAGAGCUGUUAGACGGGCUCGUCGAUAUAUACUUGCCGGACUUCAAGGUCUGGAAGCCAGAGACGGGGCGCCGGUUGCUGAAGGCUGAUAAUUAUACGGAUACGGCAAUGGAGAGCAUCAAGGCGAUGUAUAAGCAGGUGGGCGAUCUAUGCUUCACUGCUAAUGGGAUUGCCAAGAAGGGCGUGCUCAUCCGGCAUUUGGUUAUGCCGGGGAAAGAGGAUGAGGGAAGAGAGAUUGUGAAAUGGCUAGCGGAGAACGUGUCCAAGGAUGUCAUGCUCCAUAUCAUGGAGCAGUAUUUCCCCCGCGCGCAUGUGGGUAAAAUGAAACGAGGCGGGAAGGGAUCGCGGGUAGUCGAGCCCGGAGAUGUUCAAGCACCCGCUGAAGAUGAGGGCAAAGUUCGCUACGAAGACAUCAAUCGGCCGGUGAGCCUAGAUGAAGUAGCGGGUGUAAGGAAGGCGGCCGAAGAUGCAGGACUGUGGCGAUUUGUAGAGGCGGCGAAACACGGUGGGUUCAAUAUAUGAUGAUGCAGUUGCAUAUCACCUGCAAUCUUAUGCUUUUCCAACUCCAAUUAGCAAGCUUCAUCAGGUACAGGACUUCCGUUUCGUUCCAAUCGGCGUACACCCUAUCGACGCUGUCGGGGGUAACCUCGCGAGUUUACCAAUUGUCCAAAAUGCCGAACUUCGCUCUUAUUCUGAAUGCUGAAAAUACUGUGAGGCUGCCCAGGCGGCGGUGAAUGAGUGUACGGAUUCCUAUGACGAGGCAUUGUAGAUUGAGAUUGUAUUUCUCUCUAAUUGUUUAAUCGCGUCUUGGCAUAUCUUUCUUUGUCCUGUUCUCAAGAAGCAAAAUAUAUGGC